CAGUUGUUACAUAAAACAGUAAAUGGUGUUGGCUUAUGUCUCUUUUAUUUUUGUUUGUUACUUACUUGGUUUUAACUGUUAAUUUGGUUGCCAGUUGAAAUGUUUCAAUCAUCGUUUAUGGCAAUUUCGGAGGUGUACAAACUACAAAGUUGAGAGCUUUAUUCCACAGGCAAAACAUUUCCUGGGAUUUUUGGGAAAAAACCCAUUCUGGGUUUUCCCAUAAACCGCAUAGUCAUUGCUUUUGUUUACUCUGUUUGUGGGUCUUGGCUAAUCUAACUUCCUCUUUGCAAUUGCUUCAAGUAUCUCUAAUAUAGUAAAUUAAUCAUUUUUGGUUCUUUUGUUUACUUAAAAAGAAAGAUUUUUUUUUUCCUCUUUACCAUCAAUGGGGGAGCUGUGAGAUUUGGUGCUUUAUGGGAUGGGUUCGGUGGUGCCAGCCAUUCUUCAGCUGGUGAAACUUUGUACCAUUGUCCUUGUUUGUACUGUCCAAGGAUCUACAGGACAGAAUAUCUCCCCAUCUCCAGCAACUUUUUCUGAGAUUCCUCCUACAGAACGACUACCUGCACCCACAAAAAGCAAUGUGCCAAGCUCAAUAUCUCGACCAAAUGGGUCAGUUUUGCACCCUCCCCUUGCAUCACCGCCUGCCAUUCUUGCGCCAUUGCGUCAGGAAAUAAGAGGGCUUGUACCAUCCUAUCCACCCAGCAAUCCAGUAGCAAGGGCACCAGAUAAUACAGCUCAACCACCAUUAAUUUUUGAAGGACAUAUGCCACCCUUGUCACCAAAUGUUCCAGUUGUAUCUUCACCAUAUAACACAGUACCUCCCCCCUCGACUGCUGAAGGAAAUGAACAACCUGUGCCACCAAAUGCUUCUCAGAGAAAUGAAACAAUUGCACAGCCUUCUGCAUCUGUUCCAGAUACAGCUCCUUCAAAGAAUUUGCCGCAUAAGUCACCAGUUGUCCACCCGAGUACACCUGAAACUUCACCAGUUAUCAACUCAAGCGCACCUGAAAUUUCACCAAUCAUCCAUCCAAGGGCUCCUGAAAUUUCACCAUAUAACACAGUACCUCCCCCCUUGACUGCUGAAGGAAAUGAACAACCUGUGCCACCAAAUGCUUCUCAGAGAAAUGAAACAAUUGCACAGCCUUCUGCAUCUGUUCCAGAUACAGCUCCUUCAAAGAAUUUGCCGCAUAAGUCACCAGUUGUCCACCCGAGUACACCUGAAACUUCACCAGUUAUCAACUCAAGCGCACCUGAAAUUUCACCAAUCAUCCAUCCAAGGGCUCCUGAAAUUUCACCUGAUAAUCAUCCUAGAAACAGAUCAUUUAGUAGUGCUCCUACACCAAAGUCUAUUGUACCAGCUGCAUCUCCACCAAGGAAAUUGGGAGGAAGCCAGCCAUCUGUUCAACCCAUUGCACCACCAGCAAUAAUUCCACCUGUAUCACCGGGUUCUGUUGUAUAUCAUGGAUUGACUCCAUCCCCAAGUACUGACUGGAAAAAAGAUGGAAUUCCUGUUGCUGCACCACCAGAUAAAGCAACUGGGGUCUUACCUCCUCUAAGCCAUUCACCAACAAAAGGUUCUUUUUCUGCUGUAGCUCCCUCCACACACCAAGAAAUGAGGCACUAUAAUGAUGCUCCUGUUCCAUCCUUGUCAUCUCCUCCUAAAUCUCCUCUGAAGACAGAGCCCCUCUCUCCUGCAUCUUCACUUUCUAUCCCUUUGCAUAAGCAGCACCAUGAAAGGACCAAAAUCAAUAGCCCUGCUCCUACACUAUCUCCUUCCUCAUCAAAACACCUAGGUCCAGUAAUCUCUCCGUCGUUUGUUCCACCGAGCAGGCAAACACGCUAUGCUCCUACACCCCUGAGUCCAGAAUCUUCAGCUUCUGCAUCACAUUACCCUGUUCAUAAACCAGUGACGGUUGACUCACCUGCUCCUUCACCAUCUCCAACAGUAGCAUCUGGCUGGACCAAAAUGCCUAUUGUUCCCCCUAAAGUUUCUCCAUCUGGAUCUUUGUCAAAGAGUCCACAAAUGCCCCUUCCGCCACACAUUCAAGCAUUGCCACCUCCACCUCCUAAUGAAGAUUGUGCAGCAACUGUUUGCAUGGAUCCAUACACAAAUACCCCACCUGGGUCGCCAUGUGGCUGUGUCUUGCCUAUGCAAGUUGGACUGCGCCUUAGUGUUGCACUAUAUACCUUUUUCCCUCUGGUUUCAGAGCUUGCUCAAGAAAUUGCUGCUGGUGUUUUCAUGAAACAAAGUCAAGUUCGAAUCAUGGGUGCUAAUGCUGCUAGCCAGCAACCAGAGAAGACCAUUGUCCUCAUUGACUUGGUUCCCCUUGGAGAAAGAUUUGACAACACAACUGCCUUUUUGACUUAUCAGAGAUUCUGGCAUAAACAAGUAGUAAUAAAAGCUUCGGAUUUUGGUGAUUAUGAAGUAUUAUAUGUGCGGUAUCCAGGUUUACCCCCAUCUCCGCCUUCAGCGCCUUCUGACAUUUCUAUAAUAGAUGACGGGCCAUAUUCUGGCAGCAAUGCAAGGAAAAUAAAACCUCUUGGGGUUGAUGUACAGAAAAGGCAACAAAAAGAUGGGCUCAGUGGUGGCAUGAUUGCUAUUAUUGCCCUAUCAGCUUCUGUAGCACUAGUUUUAUGCUCUGCUGUUGCAUGGGUUUUGCUGGUUAGGCAUAGAGGACGCAUGAGUCAACCAACACGAACUCUACAGCCUUUGCCACCUUCCAUUGCAAAGCCAUCAGGAACUACUGGGUCGUUGGUUGGAAGUGGUAUCAGUUCUACUUCCUUGUCAUUUGGAUCUAGCAUUGCACCUUAUGCAGGAUCAGCUAAGACCUUCAAUACAAGUGACAUAGAAAGAGCUACAAAUAACUUUUCUGCUUCUAGAAUACUUGGGGAAGGUGGCUUUGGGCGUGUUUACAGUGGUAUCCUUGAAGAUGGGACCAAAGUGGCAGUUAAAGUACUGAAGAGAGAUGAUCAUCAAGGUGGUCGAGAAUUCUUAGCAGAGGUAGAAAUGCUUAGCCGUCUUCAUCACAGAAAUCUGGUCAAGUUGAUUGGAAUAUGCAUAGAGGAUCGUGCGCGCUGUUUGGUAUAUGAACUCAUGCCAAAUGGCAGUGUGGAGUCUCAUUUACAUGGGACUGAUAAAGAGUCUGCUCCACUUGAUUGGGAUGCACGGAUCAAAAUAGCACUUGGUGCAGCUCGAGGUCUAGCUUAUCUACAUGAGGAUUCGAGUCCUCGUGUCAUACACAGGGAUUUCAAGUCUAGCAACAUCUUGUUGGAACAUGAUUUCACACCAAAAGUUUCUGACUUUGGUUUGGCUCGAACUGCCAUGGAUGAGGAGAACAGACACAUAUCAACCCGUGUAAUGGGAACUUUUGGGUAUGUGGCUCCAGAAUAUGCAAUGACUGGCCAUCUUCUUGUAAAAAGUGAUGUAUAUAGCUAUGGUGUAGUCCUUCUGGAGCUCUUAACUGGAAGAAAACCAGUGGACAUGUCACAGCCACCUGGACAGGAGAAUUUAGUUGCCUGGGCUCGUCCGCUUUUAACUAGUAAAGAUGGGCUGGAAACAAUUAUUGACCCAUGUCUAGGACCUGAUGUCCCUUUUGACAGUGUAGCCAAAGUAGCAGCAAUUGCUUCAAUGUGUGUGCAACCGGAGGUAUCACACCGUCCCUUUAUGGGUGAGGUUGUACAGGCCUUGAAGCUAGUAUGUAAUGAAUGUGACGAGGCAAAAGAAGUAGGUUCAAGAAGUUCCAGCCGGGAUUUUUCUGUUGAUAUGGAUGCUGCAGUCAGUGCAGGCUCAGGACAGCAGCCAGAUCCCUUCCAAAACCAAACCUUAGUACCUGAUUAUGAUUCUGAGCCAGACAUAGAGAGAGGAUUGUCAAUGACAGGUUUGUUCAGUACAUCGGUCAGGUAUGGGAGGCAAGCAUCCGGAUCAUUCAGGAGGUACUCUAGUUCGGGUCCAUUGAGAACUGGGAGAGGCAGACAGUUAUGGCAGAGAAUGAGGAGUUUAGCAGGAGAAAGUGUUAGUGAACACAGGGUUAUCUUCAGACGAUGGCCAGGUUCACAUUGAAAAUUAGAACAUUUUUGUAAAUACUGACAUCCAAUUUUUGAAUAUCAAAAAUCAAAUUCUUAAUUUCAAGCAUGGAUUUAGUCCACCGCAGCACGGAUACAAGAAAACAAAGUCUUGCAGGAGCCUCAAGCAGUGAAAUAAAUGAAGUUAACAACUGGGGUUGCAGGAAUAUGAAGCUCACUCCAGUAGAUUCAAAAGACUUAACGGAGCAUCAAACUGUUGAAUUAUGCAGAAUAUUGCAGAAUAUUGAACAUCAGUUUCUGUCCUAGAUUGAAAUUACUUUCAGAGUAGAGGUAAUGAAACAAUGAGAUGGUAAAACCUUGAAGCAGCUUCAAAAUUUGUCAAUUUCUGCAUGUAUUUAUAAAGAAAGAGGAAUUACCAUGUUACUCAAAUCAAAUGUAUAGGAUUUUUUUUUUUAUAA
Messenger RNA from Jatropha curcas, 4478 nucleotides. RefSeq names its product Protein kinase superfamily protein. Gene Ontology annotation, molecular function: ATP binding; protein kinase activity. The record is from RefSeq and is a predicted model, not a curated record. NCBI's taxonomy places the organism in Eukaryota, Viridiplantae, Streptophyta, Magnoliopsida, Malpighiales, Euphorbiaceae. Gene Ontology annotation, biological process: protein phosphorylation.